AUGGAGCUUCCAGCAUCAGUAUCAGCGCCGCCAGCGCAACCCUCCUCCUUGCCUACCAUCAAACCUCUGCCAAAGACGACCCCUCACACCUUCCAAACCCCCACCAAGCGCAUCAACACCGGCACCGACCUCGCGACAUUCCUCACCACAACCGCAUAUCGCGACAUCCUCCUCUUCCUCCUCCAACUAAACCGAUCUCUCUGCCCGCGCCGCUCCCCCUCGGGCGGCCCCGCGACAACCUACCCCCUCACCUCCGUCCCGCCGCCCACGAGCGACCGCCUCCCGGCCCCGAUCAAGGCCCUCCAGAACCUCCUCUCCGCCGCCGAGUCCCUGAUCGAGCUCGCGCCCCCGGAUCCCGGACCCCGCCGCUUCGGCAACGUCUCCUUCCGCAAGUGGCACGAGCUCCUCUCCGAGCGCGCACCGGCCCUCCUCUCCGAGCACAUCCCGUCCGCCGUCCUCUCCUUCCCGACGACGCCCUCCUCCGAACCGCCCUCAUCCGAGCUUCUCUCCUACCUCCUCGGCUCCUUUGGGUCGUCGCAGAGGCUCGACUACGGCACGGGCCACGAGCUCGCCUUCCUCGCCUUCCUGGGCUCCCUCUACAAGCUGGGCUUCUUCGGAGAUGGCUCCGAAGCCGACCCCGCCGCGACGGACCGCGCCAUCGUCCUCGGCGUAAUCGAGCCCUACCUCCGCGUCGUGCGCAAGCUCAUCCUCACAUACACCCUCGAGCCCGCGGGCUCGCAUGGCGUCUGGGGGCUGGACGACCACUCUUUCCUCCCCUACAUCUUUGGCUCAGCACAGCUCACAACCACGAUCACCCAAGGCUCCGCGGAGCCGAUGCCGAUGGAGGGGUCCGUCCGCGGGGCGCCCAAGACGGGAGACAUUGUGAAGGCGGCCGUCGUUGAGGAGCAGAGGACAGAGAACAUGUACUUCUCCGCCGUGGGGUUCAUCAACGACGUCAAGAAGGGCCCAUUCUGGGAACACAGCCCCAUCUUGUUCGACGUAUCUGGCGUCCAAGCCGGCUGGGGCAAGAUCAACAAGGGCAUGCUCAAGAUGUUCAACGCGGAGGUCCUGCAAAAGUUCCCCGUCGUCCAGCACUUCACCUUCGGCUCCCUCUUCUCCUGGGACCAGGACCCCGACGCCGCUCCCGUCGCCCCGUCCGUCCACGCCGCGAACCAGCCGUCGUACAACUACCCUGCAACGACAGCCCUGCCACCACCGCAGGGAGCAGGCACAGCGGCACCGUGGGCGGCAGGCCGCGGGCAGGUGAUGCCGCCGAGAGUACCCGCACCGCCAUCUGGUGCCAGAAUACCCCCGCCUGGUGGUAUGCCGUACACGAGACAACCGCCGGCGGCUACAUCGGGUGCGCCGCCAGCUCCGGGCAUGCUCCCGAUGCCUGCUCCCGGUGCGCAGGCCCAGGGCGGCUCGACGGAUGCACAGGUCACCUUGACCAAGGCACCGUGGGCCAAGUAG
Messenger RNA from Colletotrichum chrysophilum, 1470 nucleotides. RefSeq lists its product as uncharacterized. Gene Ontology annotation, molecular function: protein tyrosine phosphatase activator activity; peptidyl-prolyl cis-trans isomerase activity. Gene Ontology annotation, cellular component: protein phosphatase type 2A complex; cytoplasm; nucleus. The coding region runs from base 1 to 1470 and encodes 489 amino acids. The record is from RefSeq and is a predicted model, not a curated record. The transcript has 2 exons. NCBI's taxonomy places the organism in Eukaryota, Fungi, Ascomycota, Sordariomycetes, Glomerellales, Glomerellaceae. Gene Ontology annotation, biological process: mitotic spindle organization.